AACACAAGCUGCAAUUCCAUGUCCAAUAUAUGUCAACUUUCUACCAAUGAAUGGAAUUGGGAUGAGCCUAUUUACACAUCCAUUGUAUCUGAAUGGUCACUUCAUUGUUCUGAUAAUCCUAUACUUCAAGGCCUUCCUGCUUCAUCUUUUUUCAUGGGCUGCUUACUUGGUGGCCUAGUUCUUGGCCUUCUCGGCGACACAAUUGGUCGAAAGACUAUGCUAUUUCUCGGGUGUUUGAUCAUGUCCAUGGCUUCAAUCUUCAUUGCUUUCUCUUACAACAUUUGGAUGUACUCAGCCUUGAUAUUUCUAAGUGGCUAUGGCCGUGCAGCGAUUGGAUCGUCUGUUCUGGUUUUGUUUUCUGAGAGUGUUGCUAAACAAUAUCAAGGUCAAGUAGGAACUAUAGGAUUCCUUAUGUCUACACUUGGAUUUGUAUCUUUACCAGGUUUGGCUUAUUUUAGUAGGAAUUACUCAUGGAGGGUACUUUAUCUAUGGACUUCUCUUCCAACAAUAAUUUAUUGCAUGUUACUACAGUUUUGUGUUUAUGAGUCACCAAAAUGGCUACUUUCAAAAGGGAAAAAUAGAGAGGCUUUUGCUAAAAGAUGGAUUCUUGGACAGCUAUUGCUAGCUCUAACAACUGGUUUUGGUAUUGGAUUGAUGUACUAUGGCAUGCCAUUAGGACUUGGCAAUUUUAGCUUAAAUCUCUAUUUGAGUACCGGACUAAACGCGUUGCUAGAGUUACCAGCAUUCUUGAAAGUCUUUUUGUUGGUAGAAAAAUGCAAAAGAAGUACACUCAUUGGACUAAGUGUUUUAUCAGGUGUCUGUGGCAUGUUGUGCAUGCUAUUGCUAGCUCUAACAACUGGUUUUGGUAUUGGAUUGAUGUACUAUGGCAUGCCGCUAGGACUUGGCAACUUUAGCUUAAAUCUGUACCUGAGUACCGGGCUAAACGCGAUGCUAGAGUUACCAGCAUUCUUGAUAGUCUUUUUCUUGGUAGAGAAAUGCAAGAGAAGAAGCACACUAGUUGGACUAAGUAUUUUAUCUGGUGUUUGUGGCAUGUUAUGUAUGAUAGUGGACAAAUGGAAAGUGUUACAGCUAGUAUUGGAGUUAAUUUCCUUCUUUAGUGCUUGCACUGCAUUUGACUUGUUUCUGAUAUACACAUCAGAGUUGUUCCCAACUAGCAUAAGGAAUGCUACUGUGUCAAUUGUGUGGCAGGCUGUGGUGCUCGGGGGCGUGGUAAGUCCAGUUUUGGUUGAUGCAGGAGGAGAUAGAAGCAAGAUUUUACCAUAUUUGGUGCUUGGAAUUAUGACAUCAAUUGCAGGAUCUUUGGUCAUUUUUCUGCCAGAAAUAAAGGGAUUAGAGCUUUGUAAGAAUAUGGAAGAGCAAGCUCAAGAGGGUAAUAGAGCACCUUAUGUUAUGAAUGGGGUGUGA
Nicotiana tabacum (common tobacco) is the source of this 1425-nucleotide messenger RNA. The record is from RefSeq and is a predicted model, not a curated record. NCBI's taxonomy places the organism in Eukaryota, Viridiplantae, Streptophyta, Magnoliopsida, Solanales, Solanaceae.